Salvia hispanica is the source of this 752-nucleotide messenger RNA. RefSeq names its product large ribosomal subunit protein eL22z-like. The record is from RefSeq and is a predicted model, not a curated record. Gene Ontology annotation, molecular function: structural constituent of ribosome; RNA binding. Gene Ontology annotation, cellular component: ribosome. Lineage: Eukaryota; Viridiplantae; Streptophyta; Magnoliopsida; Lamiales; Lamiaceae. Gene Ontology annotation, biological process: cytoplasmic translation.
UAUUAUCCCCUGGUUGUACGACCCGGUUUAAUCAACCCGGGAACCCAACAAUACAAAAACCCUAGCUUUCCCUCUCUCAUUCUUUCUCUCAUCUCGUACACACGCACCACGCAGUUGGCGGUCGACUCAAUAGACGAAAUCGGCGAAAAUGAGCAAAGCUGCGGCGGCGGCGGGAGCUAAAGGUGGGAAGAAGAAGGGAGCGACCUUCGUGAUCGAUUGCACGAAGCCGGUGGAGGACAAGAUUAUGGAGAUUGCCUCGCUCGAGAAGUUUUUGCAGGAAAGAAUCAAGGUCGGCGGAAAAGCCGGCGCUCUCGGGGAUUCGGUCACCGUAACUCGUGAGAAAAGCAAGAUCACCGUCACUGCCGAUUCUGCUUUCUCCAAGAGGUAUAUUAAGUAUUUGACUAAGAAAUACUUGAAGAAGCAUAAUGUUAGAGAUUGGCUUCGGGUGAUUGCUUCCAACAAAGAUCGCAAUGUUUAUGAACUGCGCUACUUCAACAUUGCUGAACAAGAGGGCGAGGAAGAAGAUUAAACGAGCAGCUUGGGGUUUCCGAUGCUCCACUUUUUGAAUCUCUUGUUGCUGUUGGUUUGUUCUUUCAUCCCAAAGCUUUCAAAUUCCCUAGAUUUUGAGCUUGGAUUUAGCUAUCUUGUUUUAUGUUACUUUAUUUUAUAUUAUACUCCAUUCAGCAGCAAUAUAUCCCUUUUUGUUUUUUAAAAAACUAGAUCCCUUUUUGAAGAAGUGUAUUUGUGGUACA